AUGAAUGAGCAUGCAACAUUAGAUAAUCUUGUAUCUAAUGCUAGAAGACAAGUUGCCCAAAUGCGUGAAACAGCAUCUAAAGUAGUUCAUAAUGCUCUCCAAUCUGCAAAGAACCAACAGACAGGAAAUUAUGAAACUUGUAGUAGCGAAAAUUGUGGUAACUUGGCACUAAAUAAUCAAGUAUAUUAUGAUCAUGAAAAAUCAGAAAGUAAGCAAAUUUCUCAAAAUACAAAAACUCUUUUAGAAUUUCUACAUCAGACUAACUUGAAAUUAAAGCAUUGUAAGGCUUCUAAAUUAAUGUCUACAAGUGAUAUAUCUGACCAAACAUUGGAUAGUAACAAGAGAGGGUUUGAAAAUCCAUAUACUUGCAGCACCCCAUAG
Cryptosporidium muris RN66 is the source of this 381-nucleotide messenger RNA. RefSeq lists its product as uncharacterized. The transcript has a single exon. The record is from RefSeq and is a predicted model, not a curated record. Bases 1 to 381 code for a protein of 126 amino acids. Lineage: Eukaryota; Apicomplexa; Conoidasida; Eucoccidiorida; Cryptosporidiidae.